CCUAAACUUGGGCUUCGCUAGAUCUCAGAGGGGAGGGGUCGAUGAAUCGAUCAUCCAUCGACUAUUUAAUUCUUUUCACUCCCGCAAAGCUCCUCCCAAGCUCCUCAUUAGAGCUCUGCGUUUUCCUUCUCUCAAGCGCUCGCUCGCUCUCUCGCUCUCUCUCUCUUUCUCUCUCUGUGGAGUUUUUGUAAGAAUCAUGUCUUCUUCAAGCUCUCGUUACAAGUGGCGCGGCAGCACUCGCAAGGUCGUCUCCGCUCCAAUCGAGCGCCUGUGGGCCGUCGCUUCCGACUACUGCAAUCUCCACCAGUGGAUCCCAGCCCUCCAUGUCUGCCGCUGGAUCGCGGGCGAUCACCCCCGCGCGCCCGGCAGCGUCCGCUACGUCGAGGGCUCGUCCACCGGAUGCGACGGUCGCAAAUCGUGGGCCAAGGAGAAGCUCCUGACCAUGGACGAAUCCAGCCACACCAUCUCCUAUGCGCUGAUAGAGUCCAACCUGGGAAUGGAGGACUACGUCGCCACCAUGAGAGUUUUGGGAGGGCCGGACGGGCAUAACACCGUGGAGUGGUCGUUUGAGCUGAGCCCCAUGGAGGGAGCGUCCCAGGAAAAGGUUAUCGGCCGCCUCACGAGUGUUCUAUUCACCUACAUUGGCUAUCUCGAGGCUGCCGCGCGAUCUUACUAAUCAACGUGAGCUCCCAAAAUGUUACAAAGAUAAUAUCAUGCUGGAUAUUGAUCGAUCGAUAUCCUUGCUACUAUAGUAUAGAAGGAGCUGGAGUCAAUAAUUGUCGGGUGGAUUUUCCCCUGGAUGACCUUUCAAAGUGAGAAUUGGAAUUUUUGAGAGGGCAAUCCAACA
Messenger RNA from Selaginella moellendorffii, 847 nucleotides. RefSeq names its product lachrymatory-factor synthase. The record is from RefSeq and is a predicted model, not a curated record. The coding region runs from base 197 to 676 and encodes 159 amino acids. The transcript has a single exon. Lineage: Eukaryota; Viridiplantae; Streptophyta; Lycopodiopsida; Selaginellales; Selaginellaceae.